Priapulus caudatus is the source of this 1281-nucleotide messenger RNA. RefSeq names its product F-box only protein 39-like. Gene Ontology annotation, molecular function: protein binding. The transcript is spliced from 5 exons. Lineage: Eukaryota; Metazoa; Priapulida; Priapulimorpha; Priapulimorphida; Priapulidae. Bases 1 to 1281 code for a protein of 426 amino acids. The record is from RefSeq and is a predicted model, not a curated record.
AUGGAAGCGUCGUGGGAGCAGGUGCCUAAUAUCGUGCUCGUGCAGGUGUUCUCCCGCCUGUCGGACAGCGACCGGCUAUCGGCCUCGCUUGUCUGCCAAAAAUGGCGGCAGAUAUUUCGUUACCCGAGUCUGUGGCGCACGCGCUGUUUCGACAUCAGUCGCGGCCACACGGGCGAGGACGCGCGCGCCAUCGCCUUCGCCAGAAGUCUCGGACCGUGCCUCAAGCAGCUCUACGUCAUCCUCAACCACCCGACGUACAUCGGCUGCCGGCGAGCGCAGAAAACGAUGACGUCACUGCUUUCGCGGCUCUACGGCAAGGCGCAGCUGGCGGAGUUCGUCAUGCCGCAUCUGGAGAUGGACCGCUUCUGGAAGUACGACUCGGUGCGCGAUCGUCUGUUCCGCUCUCUCGCGAGAUUCCUGCGCGGACAGAGGCGUCUGCGCGCGUUCGACAUGUCAGGAGCCAGCGUGAUGCCUAGCGAAGGUUACCUACUACUCGCUGCCGUCGCCAAGAACAGUGGCGCCACCGUCCGCGAUCUGAACAUAGAGGAAUAUUUCCGUCCUCGACAUCCGGUAUUUCUCAGCGAAACCUUUAACGAGCUGAUGGGUCAGUUCAGCAACCUGCACAAGCUCAGCAUCAGUUACAACUGCAUGUCGGACGAGCUGCUGGCGAGCCUCGCUUCCACCUGCGCUGGUCGGCUGAGUCACGUGACCGUGAGAUGCUACAAGACGGAGCCGCAUCACCAGAAGAUCUACGGACAGCAGUGGAAGAACCUCUGCCGCGUCUGCCCGAAGCUAAAGGUAAAAUAUUGUCUGGAGAGAAUUCGCGCCUACUCCGAGAUCAAGUUGAUGUUAGUACCGGAGAUACCUCUCUAUCACUUGCAAAUCUGGGCCGGCUACGAGAGCUCGCAAAUAGACUGGCGCGUGUGCGACACCAUCGACUACAUCACCACCAACUUCUGCGAUACGCUGGAGCACGUUUCUCUGGAAUAUGACGAGAGCACUGAAUUCAUAGACGACCGCUUGCUGGCGCUAGUGUCGCGCUGCAGACACCUCGAACACAUGGAUGUCAAUGCGGUCCUGCAGCUAGCGACUGUCGACACGUUGCUGAACCAACAAAAAGAAUAUAAAAUAGGACUACUCGGCUGUCACAUUGUCGUCUGCGGGCUGACGGAGCACGGCACCGAGCGGCUGUCCGACAUCAUGCAGCAACACCAGGAGUGGCUCGACGAGCGAGGCGUCGACUUCCGCUGCACGAGCGACCACGCCUUGCAUCACCAAUGA